This is a messenger RNA of Sipha flava (yellow sugarcane aphid), 1720 nucleotides long. It is a transcript of the gene Exd2, whose product is annotated as exonuclease 3'-5' domain-containing protein 2. Gene Ontology annotation, cellular component: cytoplasm; nucleus. NCBI's taxonomy places the organism in Eukaryota, Metazoa, Arthropoda, Insecta, Hemiptera, Aphididae. Bases 101 to 1636 code for a protein of 511 amino acids. The record is from RefSeq and is a predicted model, not a curated record. Gene Ontology annotation, molecular function: nucleic acid binding; 3'-5' exonuclease activity. The transcript has 9 exons. Gene Ontology annotation, biological process: nucleobase-containing compound metabolic process.
AAUAAACCCAUAAGAUAGCCAACGAGAUAAAGAUUAAUUAAUUUAUUCUUUAUCUCGAUGAAGAUAACUAGAUUAGACACAUGAUAAGUGAUAACGAUUAAUGAUGAUCAAAGUUUUUAAUAAAAUACCAUUUCUUAAGUCAUUGAUAAAGUUACGUGCACGAAAAAUUGAUAUUGUGGAAACAAUUGAAGAAUGUGAACUAAUAGCAAAUAAAUUAGAAAAAUCAACUUCUUACCUGCCGAUUCUUGGACUUGAUUGCGAGUGGGUAACACAAAAUGAUAUUCGUCAUCCUGUGGCAAUGUUACAAAUUGCGGACAAUAAUGGAAUGUGUUCUUUGAUUAGAUUGUCUAAGCUUGAAACUAUUCCAACGUCUUUAUCUAACAUUCUAGGCAAUUCUAAUAUAAUUAAAGUUGGUGUUGCUAUUUUGGAUGAUGCUCAUUUGCUUAUGAAUGAUUAUAAUAUUCAAGUAUCUGGAUGCAUUGAUUUGAGAUAUUUAGCUAAGGAAUGUAGUUUGCAAGAAAGAAGUCUGUCAGCUCUUGCUUAUGAAUUACUGGGAUGUGAAUUGGAUAAAGAUUGGCGUGUUCGAGCUAGUAAUUGGGAAGCUGAAUUAUUGAACGACCGUCAAAUUAAAUAUGCAGCAAUGGAUGCUUUUGUUGCUAUCAAGAUUUUUGAACAAUUUAGAAAUAUAAAAAUAUCAUGGUGGAAUUGGUUAUUUUUGACAGAAAAACAAAAAUGGAAUGACUUUAUAGUAAAGUAUUCAGAGUAUAUAGAUCUUCCAUACAAGAAUAUGAAAAGUAAUGGUAACACUACCUUUAAAUCAAAAUCGAAUAUACGUUCUUAUUCAACAUCAACAAUAAAAGCUGCUCAAGUUUAUGACAAUUGUUUGAUGGAAAAUAUUGAUGGAACAGUGAUGUCAACUUGUAGUCAUAAAAAAGUUGAUUGGUACAUAUCUCAAGGUUUAGCUAAAUUGGUUAAAGAUAAUCCUAGAACUAUAAGACUUAAUUUUUCAGCUGACUUAAAAAAUCGAAAAGACAAAUUUUCCGUUCUUCCCCGAGAAAAUAUUUGUACAGUUUGUGGCCGUCCUGAAUAUUUUCGAAAGAAAAAAAUUAUUCCGAAAGAAUUUGUCCGGCAUAUGCCAACUGCUUACAAAAGUCACAUACCUCACGAUACGUUACUUUUAUGUUACUGGUGUCACAUAAAAUCAAAUACAUUCGAUUCUACCAUACGUAAAAAGCUAUUUGAUAUUUGUAAAACUAAUGAGGUGAACCCAAAUGAAUAUCGAAAGAUUCCUGCAUAUGUAAAAAUAAUGAGAUCAAAGAGUCUUGCUCAAACUCUUUUGAAAUCCCGGCAUAAGUUACCAGAUAAAAUUAUAUAUGAAUUAAAAUUAGAAAUUGCAGAAAUAUAUAAUAUAAAACCAAAUCGAGUGUUUGACUCUUUUCUUGAAACAUUGGUUACUAUUAAAUCCUUAAAGUAUGAAAAUGAUAGUCAACAUAAUAAUGCUGCAAAAAAGGUAGUUGAACAUUUUUUGGAACGAAAUGCUUUGAAUGAAUUAAAAACAAUGUGGCGACAACAUUUCCUGAAUACAAUGAAACCGAAAUAUUUACCUACACUGUGGUCAGUUUCUUAUGAUGGAUAAAAGAAAUGAUCAAUAUUUUCAAAAAAUUAAAUAAUUAUGUAAAUUAUUUGAAUGAAUAAGAUACAAAUUUUAUUUUAUUGCAUA